Glycine soja is the source of this 462-nucleotide messenger RNA. RefSeq lists its product as uncharacterized. The transcript has a single exon. Bases 1 to 462 code for a protein of 153 amino acids. NCBI's taxonomy places the organism in Eukaryota, Viridiplantae, Streptophyta, Magnoliopsida, Fabales, Fabaceae. The record is from RefSeq and is a predicted model, not a curated record.
AUGUUUCCUCCUCCAUCCAAGGUGAAGACUAAAGGUGCACCGAAGAAAGGUCUGAAAAGAAGCGAAAGAUCCACAAAGUGUGAUCCAUCCUAUUGGGAGUACGUUGAUGCAUUUAAUUCUUCUCAAAGCAGCAACACCUCAGUGAAACAUAGUGCAUCGUGUUAUGAACCACCGAAACCAACAAGGAUCAUCCCGAUGUUGGAUCAGUUUGCGCCUUUUAUUCGAGGUUUCAUCGAGGACGUUGUGGACGUCAAAGUGAACGGUAACUGUGGAUAUCGUUCCAUUGCCGCUUUGUUAGGUGUGGGCAAAGAAUCUUGGUCGAUGGUCCACAACGAAUUGAUCAAAGAACUUGGCAAAUGGUCGCAUGACUUUAUCAAACUCUUCGGUGGCACAGAGACAUUCGAACAUGUAAGGAUGUCGCUACAUGUUGAUGGGUUCUCCCAAGUAUGUUGUAUAUGCUAA